ACUGGGGCAGGGGCUCUCCUGAGAAGGUCACCAGGGACAGACUCCAGGGGCUGCUGAGCGAGGGACCAGAGCAGGGAGAGAGUACACCUCAUCACGCCAACAAUACUAUCCAAAGACGGGCACUGCCUUUCUCCUAAUAAGGAAAGUAGGAAGUAACUGAAGAAAAAAAAAAAAAAUUAAGGGAAAUAGAUGACAGAAACUAAAAAGGAUUAAUUUAGAGAGAAUGAAGGCAAGUGGCCUCUGAGCUCAGUUCCAGUUCCCGGAGGCCAGUGGACAUCAGCUGAGCGCCAGGGAGACAACCCAGGCAGGCAGGACAUGUGGCCGCUCCCGGUUCUGUUCCUUCUCAUCAUCCAAGGCCACUUCUCCAAAUGCCAGGAUGGGGUGGUGAGAGGCACAGCAAAAGGCACACUGACCACAUACUGUAUGUAUGGCCAAGGAUGGGAAUCUUACAACAAGUGGUGGUGCCGUGGAGAAAAUUGGAUGUCCUGCAAGAUCCUUGUAAAAACCACCGGGUCAGAGCAACUGGUGAAGAAAGGCAGAGCCUCCAUCCAGGACAAUGCCAGCCAACGCAAAUUCACCAUGACUUUGGAGGAUCUCCGGUACGACGAUGCAGGCACCUACUGGUGUGGGAUUGAGAGAAUCGGCUCAGACCUGGGGUCGAAAUUUUCUGUGAUUAUUGACCCAGAACUGGAUCCAACAGACUCUCCCCAGCCUGUGUCAAGCACCACACCAGCCAGCUGGGACUCCUCACCUCCGUCUACCCAGGUCACCAACAGCAGCCCGCCUGUGACUCCAACCAACCCCAUCAGCAGGGAUCAGGCGGUGUUGCAGCUCCAAGAGAGAUCUGAUCCCCGUCAGGUGGGGACUCCUCUCGUCCUGACCUCAGGCAUAAGCUCUGGCUCCCUCCCUGCUCCGCACAGGUCGGGGAAGAUGGCCUCCUCUGUAGCAGCCAAGAAGCCUCCUGUGUGGACCCUCCUGCUGCCUCUUUUCCUUGUGACCCUGGAGGGGCUCUGCCAAACAUGAUGGACCAUUGCAGCAUGCAGGACUCUGGCCAAUGAUGGGUUUUAAAUUUCCCAACCAACCAGUAACUAUAAAAACCAGAAUUAAACCAAAAAGCUUGAGGGGGUUGCACAUGGCCAGAGACCCCUGAAGGCCAGGUGUACAGAGUCCUGCCGAUCCUACCUACUGCCCCUUCGGUGCCUCCUGGAGUUAGAGUCACCCGAACAUCAUCAGAUGGAAGACAAGGUUCAACCAUCUCCGACCCACAUCCCAUCUGUUCGCUCCAUACCUUUGCUAUUAAAUCUAUGGCUUUUC
Messenger RNA from Mustela lutreola (European mink), 1314 nucleotides. RefSeq names its product CMRF35-like molecule 7. Gene Ontology annotation, cellular component: plasma membrane. Gene Ontology annotation, molecular function: transmembrane signaling receptor activity. The transcript is spliced from 4 exons. The record is from RefSeq and is a predicted model, not a curated record. NCBI's taxonomy places the organism in Eukaryota, Metazoa, Chordata, Mammalia, Carnivora, Mustelidae. The coding region runs from base 316 to 1023 and encodes 235 amino acids.